GCUGAACAGGCUUCUAUGGACUGGACGAGUCGGACUUGGACAAAGUGUUCCGCCUGCCUACCACCACCUUCAUCGGGGGCACUGAGACUGCCUUGCCCCUGAGGGAGAUAAUCCGCCGCCUGGAGGUAUUCAAACUAAACCACACGCACGCACACACCUGUCUGUCUCUCAAAGAAGUUGGGUUCCUGGCAAUCGUUUCUCUUGAACGAGUGAAACGUGUACAAUACAGGCUCAUUAGCAUGGUCAAGUGACAAGACACGCUGUCCCAUUUUUCAGAUGGCCUACUGCCAGCACAUCGGGGUGGAGUUCAUGUUCAUCAAUGACCUGGACCAGUGCCAGUGGAUCCGGGAGAAGUUUGAGAAGCCCGGCGUCAUGCAGUUCACCCUGGAGGAGAAGAGGACCCUGCUGGCCCGCAUGGUUCGCUCCACCAGGUUAGAGCCACGCCCAAAAACGUUUCACCCCCUACUUACCCCUCAAACAUCAUCAAUUAAUCAAAUGCAUUUAUAAAGCCCUUUUCACGUCAGCAGUUGUCACAAAUUGCUUUUACAGUCCACCUUGUCAUAGUACUUGUCCAGAUUUCAGUCAUUACAGGGCUCCAGACUAUAGUGGGGUCGAUUCCUGGGACACCCAUACUUAAAAAAUGUAUGCACAUGACUGUAAGUCGCUUUGGAUAAAUGCUUCUGCUAAAUGGCGUGUGUGUGUGUGUGUGUGUGUGUGUGUACACUACCGUUCAAAAGUUUGGGGUCACUUAGAAAUGUCCUUGUUUUCGAAAGAAAAGCAAUUUUUUUUGUCUAUUUAAAAUAACAUCAGUGAUCAGAAAUACAGUGUAGACAUUAUUAAUAUUGUAAAUGGCUAUUGUAGCUAGAAAUGGCUGAUUAAAAAAAAAAAAAAUGGAAUAUCUACAUAGGUGUACAGAGGCCCAUUAUCAGCAACCAUCAGUCCUGUGUUCCAAUGGCACGUUGUGUUUGCUAAUCCAAGUUGAUCAUUUUAAAAGGCUAAUUGAUCAUUAGAAAACCCUUUUGCAAUUAUGUUAGCACAGCUGAAAACUGUUGUGCUGAUUAAAGAAGCAAUACAUCUGGGCUUCUUGAGACUAGUUGAGUAUCUGGAGCAUCAGCAAUUGUGGGUUCGAUUACAGGCUCAAAAUGGCCAGAAACAAAUAACUUUCUUCUGAAACUCGUCAGUCUAUUCUUGUUCUGAGAAAUUAAGGCUAUUCCAUGCGAGAAAUUGCCAAGAAACUGAAGAUCUCGUACAACGCUGUGUACUACUCCCUUCACAGAACAGCGCAAACUGGCUCUAACCAGAAUAGAAAGAGGAGUGGGAGGCCCCGGUGCACAACUGAGCAAGAGGACAAAUAAUCAGUGUCUAGUUUGAGAAACAGACGCCUCACAGGUCCUCAACUGGCAGCUUCAUUAAAUAAUACCUGCAAAACACCAGUCUCAACGUGAACAGUGAAGAGGCGACUCCGGGAUGCUGACCUUCUAGGCAGAGUUGCAAAGAAUAAGUCCAGUGUCUGUGUUCUGUUGCCCAUCUUAAUCUUUUCUUUUUAUUGGCCAGUCUGAGAUAUGGAAUUUCUUUGCAAUUCUGCCUAGAAGGUCAGCAUCCCGGAGUCGCCUCUUCACUGUUGACGUUGAGACUGGUGUUAUGCGGGUACUAUUUAAUGAAGCUGCCAGUUGAGGACCUGUGAGGCGCUUGUUUUAUAAGCCAUGAAAUGUCCUCUCCCUAUCCACUCGCGCUACAAAGUGUAUCGAUAGACGUUUUUAUUAGUGUCUUGUGUCUUUCUAAUAUCGAGGAGUAUUUCACGUUCUUUGGUCAUACGAGUAAGGGUACAACAUUAAUUGGUGCAUGAGUCAGAAAUAAUGAAGUGUGACUCGAGUUUUGCCAUCAGCUGGAAGACUGUGUUCCCUUUUUGGUCAGUGAGCAGAGGAAGGAAGAGCUGAAGGACUGUGAAAGGCAGCCUCUGCUUCUCACUCGCUCUCUCUCUCAUGCUCUUUCUCUCUCUCUCUCUCAUGCUCUUUCUCUCUCCUAAUGCUGACCAUCAGAUGCAGGCACCAUCAGUCCAGUAAAAUAAAAUAAAAACGCAAAUGAUUGCAAUUUAUGCCUCACAAGUAAUACAACAAAUGAUCUAUUAACAUGUGAAGCUUGCUAAGACUAACGUUUGGCAGAGCUAAAUAUACACAAACCAAUAGUAUAAUACAGAAAACGUGGUUUAUAUGAAGAACCAAAGUUGAAAGCAGCUUCGUUCUUGUUUCUUGACUGCAUGCAUUCUUGACUAACUGUGCCUGCUUGAGUGACAGUGGGCGGGGCUUGGUGUAUGUGUGUGGGGAAAGCUGUGAGGAGAGAGACGUCAAACGGAAUAAACUAUAAAAACGGACUGAGUAGCACACGUCAAUAUUUCAAUUUCGAUUACAAUUUGAUUCAAUGUGCAGCCCUAGCGAAAUGCACAUCGGCCAUUGCGAGUGCAGGCCUAAUUUUUUUAGGACAUUUACUGUUAGAUUAAUAAAUGGCUACCAGCAGUUGGUAUUAUGUUUAGAGUUAGCAAUCUAGCUAAUGUGUUUUGAUUUUACUUACUCAGGAGGUGAAUUAGCCCCAAAUAAAUUAGCUAUAUAUUAUAAUGAUAAUAAUGCAAAUAAAGAUGUAGGCAAAUUAAUCUCUAUUAAACAACACAUUUAAGAACAAUAGCCUAAUUGUCAAUCCAAAAUAUAUGACAGUCACUGGAUUAGGUAGCUCAUAAAAAUAUCAUUGGUCAUGUAUUCCUGCCUGGAUAUGUAUGAAACAACGUAUUUCUUGAAUACCAUCUUAGUCUAUUACACCCCUAAUAAAGCACUGUGAAUUACUUUAUAAGAUGAUUACACAUUAUUCUAUUGCUUCAUGCCACAGUUUUAUUUUUGGUGUGACCAAAUCAUGGGGUGGUGCCACCAACUGAAAAAGUCAGUGGCACUAGUGCCACCAGGGGAUUUUUUUUGUCAGGAGCACUGCAUUGGACCAAUGCUGCAAACUAAUAUCAUAGGAGAUUUCUGGAGUCCUUCUCUCCAAAGGGAUAUGGCCGUGUGCUGACGACGUGCGCUGUGUACCGCAGGUUCGAGGAGUUCCUCCAGAGGAAGUGGUCGUCAGAGAAGCGCUUCGGCCUGGAGGGCUGCGAGUCUCUGAUCCCAGCCCUCAAGACCAUCAUUGACAAGUCCAGCGAGAAGGGUGUGGAGAACGUCGUCAUGGGCAUGCCACACAGGUGGGGUAAUAACAAAAUGGAAAACAAGGGGAGGGGAUGCUUGAGUUUCUGCAAUGUGGUUUCACUGUCAGCCUUAUCUCCUCUGACACAUGCUCCCCAUCUCCUAGGGGUCGUCUGAACGUGCUGGCCAACGUCAUCCGCAAGGAGCUGGAGCAGAUCUUCUGCCAGUUUGACUCCAAGCUGGAGGCUGCCGAUGAGGCGAGUCCCAUCUAGCCCACCCACUGCAAUUCUUGACUGUACUAAAUGGAACACAACUACUGAAUGGUCUGAAUGUGUGGCUCUAUUGUAGAUGUCUAGCUGUGUUCUGCUGCCAGUGUGUUUGACUCUGUUGUUGUUGCAGGGCUCUGGUGAUGUCAAGUACCACCUGGGGAUGUACCACAGGAGGAUCAACCGUGUGACGGACCGCAACAUCACCCUGUCCCUCAUGGCCAACCCCUCCCACCUGGAGGCUGUGGACCCGGUGGUGCAGGGAAAGACUAAGGCUGAGCAGUUCUACUGCGGAGACACCGAGGGACACAAGGUACGGACUGACUGACCGACACCGCUGGUUUUGAACACGGUUUGAAUACCAGCGUAUUUCUUUUCUCAACGUGACAAGGGAGUACUUGUAGAGAUCAUAGUCAUUUUUUGUACUGUAGAAAUGCACCCUUUCGGUUCGAUCCCAGGUUUCGGCACCGACAAAAAGACAUGCAUGUUUUUUCUGCCCUUCACAUACACACUGAUCUGUACCGGAUGAGUGAAACUAUGGUUUCCACCAAUCCGACUUUAUCUGAUGCGUUAUUACCUCAAGGAAGAAUGUAUUGUAAAUGGUCUGCAUUUGAUGUUGGAUUGUUUGUGUGCCAGGUGAUGUCCAUCCUGAUGCACGGUGACGCUGCCUUCGCCGGCCAGGGCGUCGUGUACGAGACCUUCCACCUCAGCGACCUGCCCUCCUACUCCACCCACGGCACGGUGCACGUGGUCGUCAACAACCAGGUGUGCGCGCACACACGCCAAGCUUAACCACCGACCACACCUGGUCUGGAGAAGAUACAAAUAGACUUUGUUCCACGUCGGUUUCAGCCAUGCUAGGAAACCAGUGGUUGUGUUGGAUGGCUGUCGUGCUAACCCUCUCACCCCCUACCUUCCCCCAGAUUGGCUUCACCACUGACCCCCGUAUGGCGCGCUCCUCUCCGUACCCCACUGACGUGGCCCGGGUGGUCAACGCUCCCAUUUUCCACGUGAACGCUGAUGACCCUGAGGCUGUGGUGUACGUGUGCAACGUGGCCGCCGAGUGGAGAGCCACCUUCCACAAGGACGUGGUGGUGGACCUGGUGAGUAGAGUUCCCUAGGUACAGAUCUAUGAUCAGUUUCCCUUCCCCCAAUCCUAACCUUAACCAUUAGUGGGGAAAAUGCAUAACUGACCCAAGAUCAGCGUCUAGGGGCAACUUCACCGUACUCCAAAGUUCCCCACUGGUUCAUUUCAACCCACUGUCUGCUUAAGUAGCGGUUAGGAGGAAAUAUAUAGGGGAAAAAGGCUUCUUACUCACAUACGCAAUAGUACCAGUUAGUUUAGCUCCGCCUUAUGACGUCCACAGCAGCCAACAUCAAUACCAGUGUGUUUGUGUGUGCAGACCUGCCAACCUGCACAAAUUUUGUGUACCAUGCACAUACUUUGAGGUAGAAGUAUGUCAGAAAAUCCUAGUGAGAGCCCUGAUUGUACAUUUAAACAAAUGUUUUAGUUAACUACUGAAGAGCAGCUAAUUAUCAAGAAUCCUACUGAGGCAGUCUUCUGCCAACAUCAUUAAAUCAAAUCAAAUCAAAUUUUAUUGGUCACAUGCGCCGAAUACAACAGGUGCAGACAUUACAGUGAAAUGCUUACUUACAGCCCUUAACCAACAGUGCAUUUAUUUUAAACAAAAAAGUAAGAAUAAAACAACAACAAAAAAAGUGUUGAGAAAAAAAGAGCAGAAGUAAAAUAAAGUGACAGUAGGGAGGCUAUAUAUACAGGGGGGUACCGUUGCAGAGUCAAUGUGCGGGGGCACCGGCUAGUUGAGGUAGUUGAGGUAAUAUGUACAUGUGGGUAGAGUUAAAGUGACUAUGCAUAAAUACUUAACAGAGUAGCAGCAGCGUAAAAAGGAUGGGGUGGGGGGGCAGUGCAAAUAGUCCGUGUAGCCAUGAUUAGCUGUUCAGGAGUCUUAUGGCUUGGGGGUAGAAGCUGUUGAGAAGUCUUUUGGACCUAGACUUGGCACUCCGGUACCGCUUGCCGUGCGGUAGCAGAGAGAACAGUCUAUGACUAGGGUGGCUGGAGUCUUUGACAAUUUUGAGGGCCUUCCUCUGACACCGCCUGGUAUAGAGGUCCUGGAUGGCAGGAAGCUUUGCCCCAGUGAUGUACUGGGCCGUACGCACUACCCUCUGUAGUGCCUUGCGGUCAGAGGCCAAGCAGUUGCCAUACCAGGCGGUGAUGCAACCAGUCAGGAUGCUCUCGAUGGUGCAGCUGUAGAAUUUUUUGAGGAUCUGAGGACCCAUGCCAAAUCUUUUUAGUCUCCUGAGGGGGAAUAGGCUUUGUCGUGCCCUCUUCACGACUGUCUUGGUGUGUUUGGACCAUGAUAGUUCGUUGGUGAUGUGGACACCAAGGAACUUGAAGCUCUCAACCUGUUCCACUACAGCCCCGUCGAUGAGAAUGGGGGCCUGCUCAGUCCUCUUUUUUUUCCUGUAGUCCACAAUCAUCUCCUUUGUCUUGGUCACGUUGAGGGAGAGGUUGUUGUCCUGGCACCACACGGCCAGAUCUCUGACCUCCUCCCUAUAGGCUGUCUCAUCGUUGUCGGUGAUCAGGCCUACCACUGUUGUGUCGUCGGCAAACUUAAUGAUGGUGUUGGAGUCGUGCCUGGCCAUGCAGUCAUGGGUGAACAGAGAGUACAGGAGGGGACUGAGCACGCACCCCUGAGGGGCCCCCGUGUUGAGGAUCAGUGUGGCAGAUGUGUUGUUACCUACCCUUACCACCUGGGGGCGGCCCGUCAGGAAGUCCAGGAUCCAGUUGCAGAGGAAGGUGUUUAGUCCCAGGAUCCUUAGCUUAGUGAUGAGCUUAGAGGGCACUAUGGUGUUGAAUGCUGAGCUGUAGUCAAUGAAUAGCAUUCUCACGUAGGUGUUCCUCUUGUCCAGGUGGGAAAGGGCAGUGUGGAGUGCGAUAGAGAUUGCAUUAUCUGUGGAUCUGUUGGGGCGGUAUGCAAAUUGGAGUGGGUCUAGGGUUUCUGGGAUUAUGCUGUUGAUGUGAGCCAUGACCAGUCUUUCAUUAUUAGGCAAAACAAUGUGCAUUUGCCUAUGAUUUGGGCAGUGUGGGUGUCGCGCACGCCGUCGUGGGGGCGGGGGGGUGCCGCCGCGCUGAUGUGGUAUUCUUCAAGGUUGGCAGGUCUGUGUGUGUGUGUUUAUUAAGCAGCAACUAUGUUUGUGUGUCGGCAGGUGUGCUACCGGCGGUUGGGACACAAUGAGAUGGACGAGCCCAUGUUCACCCAGCCCCUGAUGUACAAGCAGAUCAAGAAGCAGAAGGGAGUGAUGCAGAAGUAUGGCGAGAAACUCAUCGCAGAGGGGGCCGUCACGAGACAGGAGUACGAGGUCAGGGCUCAACCACUUCGACCAUAUCUCACACACACACACACUCUCCAUAGAGUAGAGCCGAGGAGUCAUCCUCUCCACUUCUGCCCUCCAUUUCUCUCUCUCUCUCUCUCUCUCUCUCUCUCUCUCUCUCUCUCUCUCUCUCUCUCUAGGAGGAGAUUGCCAAGUAUGAUAAGAUCUGUGAGGAGGCACAUGUUCGCUCCAAGGAUGAGAAGAUCCUCCACAUCAAGCACUGGCUGGACUCUCCCUGGCCUGGUGAGUGGGUUAACAGCUCACAGACACACAUACACAAUGCUGUGUGUGUGUUGUGAAUAAUGGACCUGUGUGUGUGUAGGUUUUUUCAAUCUGGAUGGCCAGCCCAAGAGCCUGACCUGCCCGUCCACUGGCCUGACUGAGGAGGAGCUGACCCACAUCGGACAGGUGGCCUCCUCAGUGCCAGUCGAAGACUUCACCAUCCAUGGAGGUGGGGAACCCUACUCUAAACCAUAGAAUUAAAUAGAACAUAAUAAUAACAUUAUAUAAUGUAUCUCUAUGCCUUUUACAUUUAAAUCCUCUGAGGGAGGGAGAGUCAAAAGUGCUUAAGUGCUAAACACACAUUUGACGGCGCCUUUUGUUUUCUGUACACACACAGCAUGAUUUACACCAGUGACGAGUGUCUGGUUUGCGCUCCUCCGCAGGUCUGAGCCGUGUCCUGAAGGCCCGAGGGGAGAUGAUCAAGAACCGCACGGUGGACUGGGCCCUGGGAGAAUACAUGGCCUUUGGCUCUCUGCUCAAAGAGGGCAUCCACGUUCGCCUCAGCGGCCAGGACGUGGAGAGAGGCACCUUCAGGUGACGAGAGGGAGAGGGAGGGGAGCAUGUAAUCUUGUGUGUCUCCCAAAUGACACCCCAAAUUAUGGUCUCUGGUCAAAAGUAGUGCACUAUAUAGAGAAUAGGCUGCCAUUUGGGACGCAGAUUUUGUCCCUCAUUGUCCCUGCUGUGUGUUUCCCUCCCUGCCAGUCACCGACACCAUGUGCUGCACGACCAGAACGUGGACAAGAGAGUCUGCAUCCCCAUGAACCACGUGGCCCCCAACCAGGCCCCCUACACCGUCUGCAACAGCUCCCUGUCUGAGUACGGCGUGCUGGGUCAGUCUCUCUCUCUCUCCCUCACACACACACACACACUCACUCACUCACUCACAUUUACUGUGGAAACAUAUACUAUGGAAACAGAAUCUGAGAAACUGGGAAAUAUCACAGGAACUCUCAUUCAAAUAAUCUCUUACUAGUAUCUCCACCCGCUUACUGGGUACUCACACUUGGAGAGAUAAUCGGGGACCUAGCAACCAGUCAUUUUGAAUGAAAGGAGACACACAGCGACUUAACUGUCCGCGAUGAGAGUGCUAGCGACCAACAUUCAACAUUUCAAAUUUCAGUGACUCGACAGCGAAUUGGGAGGGGGCAGCUCUUGCUAGCUUUGACAUUGGCUAGAACAACAACAACUGACAUAAUGCAUGCCAUUUGAACGAUACACCAACCCGGAGAGAUUUUAACGGCUUGAUCGCUGACUAUCUCGGCAAGUGAGUCUUGAGUUAGGAACCUCUCUCACUCACACUCUCUCUCGCGUUCUUUCCCUCUGUCUCUGUUGUCAGGUUUCGAGCUGGGCUUUGCCAUGGCCAGUCCCAAUGCCCUGGUCCUGUGGGAGGCCCAGUUCGGAGACUUCCACAACACAGCCCAGUGCAUCAUCGACCAGUUCAUCUGCCCCGGCCAGGCCAAGUGGGUCCGGCAGAAUGGCAUAGUUCUGCUGCUGCCACACGGCAUGGAGGGCAUGGUGAGUACCCCAGAGCUCCAGUUGGAGGGAGGAGAUGGCGUUUCAAACAAUUGUUCAUAAUAAUUCAUUUAUACUACAUGCUUUUGGGUAAAGUACAUCUACUUGAAAAUAGUUGAUGAAAACAUUGUUAAUAUGAUGGUUAUUUUAUUCACUGUCUUCAUCCAUUAUCAUCCGUUUACUGUGCCAGCCCUAGUGACCUCACUGCGCUCCUCUCCUCUCCUCCACUCCACAGGGCCCAGAACAUUCCUCUGCUCGUCCAGAGAGAUUCCUCCAGAUGUGUAACGAUGAUCCUGACGUGCUCCCGGUAGGUCAACCCUUCACUCUUAAUCAUUCUGCACUGCCUCUUGUAUCCAAAAGGCCGCUCACGUUAAUGUAUUCUAGUUCAUGCCUGACAAUGACGUAGCUAGACAUUUUCUUCCAAAUAGAUUUCCACUCUAUCUCUUGGGCGGUGGUAUCCAAACUUUUUCAGCGGGGUCCUAAUUUUUGCCCCAAUAAUGUCUUGCGACCCCACCCCAAAUCUAAUGACACAACCUUCAAAUCUAUACAUUUCUAUUUUUACAUCAACAAAUAACCUUCAAUUUAUUGCAUUUUCAUCACUUAUCAACAUGAAAAGAAACCAAUAAAUACGUUUACUCAAUAAAAUUGUAUUUUUCUGAUUAACUUUCUUAAAAAACGUUGUAUAUUUUCCAAUAGAAUAAUCUGUAUUUUUUGUUCCUAUUAUUAUUAUUAUUAUUAUUAUUAUUAUUAUUUAAAAAUGUCGGGUCGCGACCCCGACUUUGUAUACCUGUCGUGACGUGACUUACUUUAAUGUAUGACUGUUGUUUUUUCGAAUCACCUAACUAUGUUUAAUUGUCACUCGAUUAAAUUAAUCAUGUAACAAUUACCUCAUUGGGAAUUUGGGGCACCACGCAAGAGGUUGUUUAACCAGUUACCAUCUCCCAAAUUAAACUCUUAGAAGAUAUAUGUUAUAAUCGAUAACAGUCACUUAUUAAAUAAUUACCUCUUAUCAGUCUCAUUCUGAACGUCGCAUAAUCCUUGAACCUGCAAGAACCAUAACCUUAUUGAUGAAUCAGCAAUACACAAAUUGGCUGAAUUAUUUAUUUACUAACUAAAUAAUAACACAAUACAAACACACAUAGGUUAUUGAUUACUAAUGUAAUACUAUGAAAACAAGUCCCUAGUGGCCUGGACUAACAAUCGCAUGAAUGCUUGGGUAGAAGGAGGGUCAGAGUGGAAGGGGAGAGACAGAGAUUCAAACUAUCGUGGUUACUUUGGAGACUAUACUCACAGUAAUCAUAAUACUUAUGCACCCUAAUAACGCUAAUUCGGAUUAGAAAUGCAACGUAUUUACGUGUAGCUGUCCUCGAUAGUUGAGUUGAUGAUGUAGGACUCUGGUUUGCCCACCAGAGAUCCCAAUGUCCUUGGUAGAGUUUCUGGUCGUAGUGCUGGUUAGAAUAGAUACUUCAGAUGUACCAGCAGUUGUCUGAUAGGGAUUGUCCUUCCCACUUCGUGUCUUUUUGUGAAAGUUCUCUAGACGACUAUACAUGCCAGCUGCAGACUGAAAUUAUAAGGUCUAGUGAAUUGUCGUAGAGGUUGAGAGUUUCAGAGUUUCUCAAUUUCAAACGUGUGGACUAACGUCUCACGUUUUCUGGUCUUUCUGGUCUUGUAGAAAUUCAACCAUUUUACAACGUUUAGCUCACGCUUCACAUCUGCUGGUCUGUAGAGUUUCAACCAUUUUAAGCUGUGGGUCUUGCUGGUCUGGGUAGAAAUUCAACCGUUUGCAACGUUUGGCUCACGCUUCACAUCUGCUGGUCUUCCUUUGGUAACGGAGUUGUAGUUUUAAACCAUUUUGUACGUUUAGCUCACGGUCUGUAGAAGUUUCAAACAUUUGCACGUCAAUGCAUUUUAUUCCUGGGACGGCUGCAGUGCUUUGCGGAAGUUCCGUAGGAACAAGAGGAAGUUAAUCUCCAGCUCCAGUAUCGCAUGGACUCCAAGGGGGAGUGAAGUUGCUCAUUCACAGCGAGACCGCUGGCUUGAAAUCAUGAAAGGACUGGUCAAUUCAAGGUUUUGCUGAGUGAAUGUGACGGAUAUCGUAUAUCUCCUUGGGUCAGAUGCAAUCGAGGUUGUGAUUGAAUGUGACGCAGAUCUCGUAAUAUCCUCUUGGGUUCAGAUCCGGGCAUGGGUUCACUUUCGAGGCUGGUAACACAGCACAGGGUGAACAAGCGAUACGUCUUGGAAGUGUAGUUUCAGCAUGAGUCGCAUUGUGAGAGGCGAGGUAGUCUGGGUGAAACCUCGAAGUGAAGUAUCGCAUCGUUCCGUUUUCAACAAACGUUUAGCUGGGUUCAAAGCCCUUUUGAGAUCAUUGAACAACGUUUGAGAGAUGAGCGAUAUUGUUGAUCCAGAAUCAAUCAGCGCAUGACAGGUUAAGCAGUCCUCCAGGACUGUUUCCAGGUAUGGGCUGUUUGAGUCACGUUUUGUGGUCAUAUUCCCCACAAAGUGGAGUGGUCGUUCGUAACGACAUGUCUCAUUUCUGUUCAUGGUGAAAACAGAUUGACUUAUCGGGUUUCGAGUGGAAUUGGCUCUUGCAAUGUGUUUGACCUUUUUCUUCGCAACAUUUGUAUCAGAGACUAGACAAAGCUUGUGGGCUUGUGUCUUGAUCGAGCGAGCCCUGGAUAGGGUAUUGAGUGAGAGCGGGAGUAAUUUGAUUGUUAACGUCCUUGCUAAGGGUGUUAAUUCUGAAGGACUUGUUGUCCGGCAAUUCCACGUCUAGUCAUAGUGACUUGUCUUUUUCCUGUUUAUCAAAUUCUUUCCGGUUCUUUAUUUCUCUUAGCAGAGCUAAGAGCUUCUGUCAUCAUUGAACCCAUGUGGAACACCCCUUCAAAUUAGUGGAUUCGGUUAUUUCAGCCACACCCGUUGCUGACAGGUGUAUAAAAUUGAGCACACAGCCAUGCAAUCUCCAUAGACAAACAUUGGCAGUAGAAUGGCCUUACUGAAGAGCUCAGUGACUUGCAUAGGAUGCCACCUUUCCAACAAGUCAUUUUGUCAAAUUUCCGCCCUGCUAGAGCUGUAAGUGAUGUUAUUGUGAAGUGGAAACGUCUAGGAGCAACAACAGCUCAGCCGCAAAGUGGUAGGUCACACAAGCUCACAGAACGGGACCGCCGAGUGCUGAAGCGCAUAGCGCAUAAAAAUCAUCUGUUAUUGGUUGCAACACUCACGAGCCAGGCCUAAUCGGCCAACAUCAGUGCCUGACCUCACUAAUGUUCUUGUGGCUGAAUGGAAGCAAGUCCCCGCAGCAAUAUUCCAACAUCUAGUGAAAAGCCUUCCCAGAAGAGUGGAGGCUGUUAUAGCAGCAAAGGAGGGACCAACUUCAUAUUAAUGCCCAUGAUUUUGGAAUGAGAUGUUCGACGGGCAGGUGUCCACAUACCUUUGGUCAUGUAGUGUAGGUUGUCAGUUUUGCUAGGGUAUUGUGGAUGGGGGUGGUGGAUGGGCGUAAGCCUCUGCCUCUGAUUCCAAAGGUUGCAAAUUCUAAUUCAGCAAUAGAAAGUUGUUUUUGAGAUUUUUGUUUUAAGCCUAUCCCAAACCUUAACCCUUACCUUAACCAUUUGGAGUUAAUGCCUAAACUUAUCCCUAACCUUAAAAAUGUGGAGUUAAUGCCUAAACUUAACCUUAAACACUUUGAAAUUUGACGUUUGCAACAACUUCGAAAUUGGACAUUUGAAAAACAUGAAUGAGACUGUGAGCGCUAGUUGCUAUGGGCUCUCCAACCGUGAUCCAGGGGUCUUGGGCCUAUAGGCUACGUUUGGAGUUAUUUGUCCACUUUAGUUGUGAUACAAACCUUAUCAACACAUAUAGGCCUAUGGGCUAGGCUACAUGAUGCAUACGACUAUGAUUUGAAAAAGUCUUAGACUGCACACACUGGGCAACAUUCACAUGUUAUAAUAUUCUCACCAUUAAGAUUAUUCUCAAUUUAAUCUUGUCUUUACAUAUACAAAAUAAUAUAUGUGUGAAAUUAGUUUUUAUUUAGAAUGGGCCAUUACUAUGCACCUGUCGGAACAGGGACAGGGUAAAAACAGACGUCAUCCGUAUGCACUUGAAUAGCAAUUGAAGAAAGCUUUUUCCGCAGUUCAUGCCAGCCAGGUGGGCUACGCCGCUUGAAAAGCGAAGCAAUGUGCUUACUAUAUAGAAAGUUAAGAAAUAAAUAUAGUAGGCCUAGCUGAUGGGAUCCUCUUUUGAAUAGAGACCAACAAAACUCUGUUUUCUCAUGCAAUUGCAUAGCAUAGCCUGUAAAAAUGUUGCGCAACAGGAACACUUAUUUAAUUCCAUGCAUGAACCAGUUAUGAGGAGCUGGCUCUCGCUGCGCAACAGGUGAUCCUAUUCCACUCAAACUCUGAAUGCAUGAAGUGUUUGAUUAGAUUUUUGAUUUGCGUCAGAGUGAUUAGAGGGGCAAUAGAGUGCUGAGUACCGGCCAUUAGCGACUGGCCGUUAGCAAGUUUGGUAGGCUACUAACGACCAUCAGUGGCAUCAAAGUGCAGUUUUGGAGAAGCCUAGUUACUGUGACUCAGCGGUCACGUGGAUUUUGACCCAUGACUGCCAGUGUGGCGGUAAUACGGUCACCAUAAUAGCCCUAGUCUUUACCCUUUCCUCUCACCCUCCUCCUCCCCACCAGAGCAUCACAGAAGACUUUGCAAUUCGCCAGCUCCACGACUGCAACUGGAUCGUGGUCAACUGUUCCAACCCUGGCAACUUCUUCCAUGUGCUGAGGAGGCAGAUUCUGGCACCCUUCAGGAAGCCUGUGAGCCCCCGUCAACAACAACAACAUGUUUACCCUGAAGCUGCUUACUGGAGCUCAUUGUCCUCUGAUCUGUCCUCUUUUCUAGCUCAUCGUUUUCACCCCCAAAUCCCUGCUGCGCCACCCCGAGGCGAGGUCCAACUUUGACGAGAUGCUGCCAGGUAAGACUGUGUGUGAGGGUGUGUGGCUGGGUGUUUGUGUGUGUGUGUGUGGGCGUGUGUAUAUCUGUGAAGGACAGUGCUGGUGUAUAUAUGCCCACUGGAUGUCUGGCAGUCAGUGAGUGUUGCCGUGUUUCCCUGCUGUGCUCCAGGCACAGACUUCCAGCGCCUGAUCCCAGAUAAUGGCCCAGUGGCCCAGAACCCAGCCGGGGUGAAGCGCAUCAUCUUCUGCACAGGGAAGGUGUACUACGAACUCACCAAGGAACGCAACGCCCACGGCAUGGAGGACACCGUCGCCAUUGCUCGCAUGGAGCAGGUAGCUACACACACAAACACACACUCAACACGUGUGCAGGCGUACAUCUCAGGGCUCCCACACAGAGAGGUUUGCACUAGAAAAAUGCUCAGCCGAAAGGUGAAAGGAGUUUCACUUUUGCCUGACGUAACGUGUUUGACACAUUCUCUGUGUGUACGGCACCCUAAACUCACUGGUGCUCCCUUUGGCUAUCUGAGCUACCUUCCUCUUCUUCAUGACAUGACGUAGUCCUUGUCUCUCUGUUUGCAGCUGUCCCCCUUCCCAUUCGACCUGGUGAAGGCUGAGAGCGAGAAGUACCCCAAUGCCGACCUGGUGUGGUGCCAAGAGGAGCACAAGAACCAGGGCUACUACGACUACGUUAAACCCCGCAUGCGCACCACCAUCGAUCGCGCCAAGCCAGUCUGGUAAACAAAACCUUCAUCUGCUCUUGUCCUCUCUCCUUAGUGUGUCUGUGUUAAACUCUUAUUAAACUCUCUCCCAUUACAUUUGUGUUCAGGUAUGCUGGUCGCCCCCCUGCCGCGGCCCCAGCCACAGGAAACAAGAAGGCCCACCUGGUGGAGCUGAAGAAUUUCCUGGACACUGCCUUCGAUCUGGACGCCUUCAAGGACCAGAUGUAACUCCUCUCUCCUCCCGCUUCCUCUGUCCCAGGAUAAGGGGUAGCCUUCACCCUCCACUGCAACCCAGAGGCCCCUCCUCCUCCGUCCUAUACGCACAUAUGCCCACAUACCCCCUGGACUUGGCGCUCAGAGCAAGCCUACUCUCCUGGUGGGGGUCUCUGUCUCUAGCUCACAACGGCAACAGUCCUGUUCAUUUAAGUCACCGCUAUCUUCCCUGACCCAGAUCCUCCCUCCUCCACUCCCCCUGGUCCUGUCUGAGCAUGCCCCCUCCCUCUCCCACCUCCAUCAGACACAUGCCUCAAGACCACACAUUCAGCAGUAGACAACCAACCAACCAGCCAGCCAGUCAAGGGUCAGGAAAGAUAACCUUUGUACAGUCAGUGAUAAGUGAUCCUUAGCUUGGGUUUAUUUUCUACUUCCUGUUUUUCUCUGGUUAACACUCCACUCACCAACACUAUAACCUUCUUGUGUUGGGUUUUGCUUCUUAAGCCCUGUGUGUGUGUAACCAAAGUACAUUGUUUAUAAAGCUUUAUAUAUUUUUCUGAGAGCCGUACUGGUGAUUUUGUUUCAUUCUGUUGCUGUCACAAUGAUGUCAUCCUUUUGUAAAAGCAGGGCUCCUUACAUAGCCAAAGGACGGGGCAACUGUUGCAACCAGUUUGAGAUGUUUACCGCUAGUAUUUGGCAAAACACACAACGGUUAGUUCGAUGUCCAUGAUUAGACCACAGAAUUUCGAGGAGAACCAGGUGUUCCCCCCCCCUCCUGUUCUCUGCUCUGAGCGCACUGCAGCGAUGAACUUUUCUUGGUCUCUCCCCCUCUCUCUCUGUUCUCCAGGGCUAUCUAUCCCCUUGGUGAGUGCUACUGACAUAACCACCAUCUGCAACAGCUUUACAUUUUUGUUUGUUUAUUGGUUGUAUGUGUUUUAGUUGUUUUUUUUGCCGUUCAAAUCAACUUUCUCAUUCUUGUAAUGGCUAUUAGAAUAAGGUAUUGAAUAAGGGAAAGGGGAUAUAUUUUGGGAUUCACUGUCACACUAUUGUGACAUUUAACAUGACAAAUGCUCUUCUUUUCUCCAUCUUGUACCGUUUCUCGCGAAAGAGGCUAAGACUUAGAUGAGGGAAAUUGGAGUGAUGAUGAACCAGUGAGAUGAGUUGGUACCAUGAGUUGGUACCAUGUUUGCAUUU
Coregonus sp. 'balchen' is the source of this 15679-nucleotide messenger RNA. NCBI's taxonomy places the organism in Eukaryota, Metazoa, Chordata, Actinopteri, Salmoniformes, Salmonidae. The record is from the annotation of a GenBank genome assembly.